AUGACUUACCCUGCUGUGGUGUCCGUGAGGGACAAAGAACUUUGCAGACGCCCCCGGCAUCCUGCGGGGAGAGCGGCCGGAACGAGGUGGCCGGGACCCCGGGCAGAGCCCGUGGAUGUUCUGCGCGCGGCCUGGGAGCCGCCGUCGCCGCCGCCGCCGCCGCCGCGAGAGGAGGAAUGCACCGGCCGCCGCCGCGGGGCGCGCCCGCCGCUCCUGGCGCUGCUGGCCGCGCUGCUGCUGGCUGCGCGCGGGGCCACUGCCCAAGAAACAGAGUUGUCAGUCACUGCUGAGUUAGUGCCUACCUCAUCGUGGAACAUUUCAAGUGAACUCGACAAAGAUUCUUUCCUGACCCUCGAUGAACCGAUGAAUAACAUCACCACGUCCCUGGGGCAGACAGCGGAGCUGCACUGCAAAGUCUCUGGGAAUCCACCUCCCACCAUCCGCUGGUUCAAAAAUGACGCACCUGUGGUUCAGGAGCCCCGGAGGAUCUCCUUUCGGGCAACCAACUAUGGCUCCAGGCUGCGGAUUAGGAACCUCGACACCACAGACACAGGCUACUUUCAGUGCGUGGCAACAAACGGCAAGAAAGUGGUUUCUACCACUGGAGUCUUGUUCGUCAAGUUUGGCCCCCCUCCCACCGCAAGUCCAGGAUCCUCAGAUGAGUAUGAAGAAGAUGGAUUCUGUCAGCCAUACAGAGGGAUUGCAUGUGCAAGAUUUAUUGGCAACCGCACUGUCUAUAUGGAGUCUUUGCACAUGCAAGGGGAAAUAGAAAAUCAGAUCACAGCUGCCUUCACCAUGAUCGGCACCUCCAGCCACUUAUCUGAUAAGUGCUCCCAGUUUGCCAUUCCUUCCCUGUGCCACUAUGCUUUCCCAUACUGCGACGAGACCUCAUCUAUCCCGAAGCCCCGGGACCUGUGUCGUGAUGAAUGUGAAAUCCUGGAAAACGUCCUGUGUCAAACAGAGUACAUUUUUGCAAGAUCAAAUCCCAUGAUCCUGAUGAGGCUGAAACUGCCAAACUGUGAAGAUCUCCCCCAGCCCGAGAGCCCCGAAGCCGCAAACUGCAUCCGGAUUGGCAUUCCCAUGGCGGAUCCUAUCAAUAAAAAUCAUAAGUGCUAUAACAGCACAGGUGUGGACUACCGGGGGACCGUCAGUGUGACCAAAUCAGGGCGCCAGUGCCAGCCGUGGAAUUCCCAGUACCCCCACACACACACCUUUACCGCCCUCCGUUUCCCAGAGCUGAACGGAGGCCAUUCCUACUGCCGCAAUCCAGGGAAUCAGAAGGAGGCUCCCUGGUGCUUCACUUUGGAUGAAAAUUUCAAGUCUGACCUGUGCGACAUCCCAGCAUGUGAUUCGAAGGAUUCCAAGGAGAAGAAUAAAAUGGAAAUCUUGUACAUACUGGUGCCAAGUGUUGCAAUUCCUCUGGCCAUUGCUUUGCUCUUCUUCUUCAUCUGUGUCUGCCGCAAUAACCAGAAGUCCUCGUCACCUCCUGUCCAGAGGCAACCGAAACACGUCAGAGGCCAAAAUGUGGAGAUGUCAAUGCUGAAUGCAUAUAAACCCAAGAGCAAGGCUAAAGAGCUGCCACUCUCGGCUGUACGAUUCAUGGAAGAACUGGGUGAAUGUGCCUUUGGAAAGAUCUAUAAGGGCCAUCUCUAUCUCCCAGGCAUGGACCAUGCUCAACUGGUUGCCAUAAAGACCUUGAAAGACUACAACAACCCCCAGCAAUGGACAGAAUUUCAACAGGAAGCCUCCCUGAUGGCCGAACUACACCACCCCAAUAUCGUCUGCCUUCUCGGUGCUGUCACUCAGGAGCAACCUGUGUGUAUGCUUUUCGAGUAUAUGAAUCAGGGGGAUCUCCACGAGUUCCUUAUCAUGCGAUCCCCACAUUCCGACGUCGGCUGUAGCAGUGACGAAGACGGAACCGUAAAAUCCAGCCUGGAUCACGGAGAUUUUCUGCACAUUGCAAUUCAGAUUGCAGCCGGCAUGGAGUACCUGUCUAGUCACUUCUUUGUCCAUAAGGACCUUGCAGCUCGCAAUAUUUUAAUCGGAGAGCAACUUCACGUCAAGAUUUCAGACCUUGGGCUUUCCAGAGAGAUAUACUCUGCCGAUUACUACAGGGUGCAGAGUAAGUCUUUGCUGCCCAUUCGCUGGAUGCCCCCGGAAGCCAUCAUGUAUGGCAAAUUCUCGUCCGACUCAGAUAUCUGGUCCUUUGGGGUUGUCUUGUGGGAGAUUUUCAGUUUUGGACUGCAGCCGUACUACGGAUUCAGUAACCAGGAAGUGAUCGAAAUGGUGAGGAAGCGACAGCUGUUGCCCUGCUCCGAAGACUGCCCGCCCAGAAUGUACAGCCUCAUGACGGAGUGCUGGAAUGAGAUUCCUUCCAGGAGACCGAGAUUUAAAGAUAUUCACGUCCGGCUUCGCUCCUGGGAGGGACUGUCCAGUCACACCAGCUCUACGACCCCUUCGGGAGGAAAUGCCACCACGCAGACCACCUCCCUUAGUGCCAGCCCAGUGAGUAAUCUCAGUAACCCCAGAUACCCCAAUUAUAUGUUCCCGAGCCAGGGUAUUACGCCACAGGGCCAGAUAGCUGGUUUCAUUGGCCCACCGAUACCUCAGAACCAGCGAUUCAUCCCCAUCAAUGGAUAUCCGAUACCUCCUGGAUAUGCAGCGUUUCCAGCUGCCCACUAUCAGCCAGCGGGGCCUCCCAGAGUGAUUCAGCAUUGCCCACCACCCAAGAGUCGGUCCCCGAGCAGCGCCAGUGGGUCCACGAGCACUGGUCAUGUGACCAGCUUGCCCUCUUCGGGAUCCAACCAGGAAGCCAAUAUUCCCUUACUACCGCACAUGUCCAUUCCCAAUCAUCCCAGUGGGAUGGGUAUCACCGUUUUCGGCAACAAAUCUCAAAAACCCUACAAAAUAGACUCAAAGCAACCAUCUUUGCUAGGAGACUCCAAUAUUCACGGACACACCGAAUCUAUGAUUUCCGCAGAACUGUAAAAUGCACAACUUUUGUAAAUGUGGUACACGGGAAAAACUAGAAAGCCGUAGAAAAGAUUUAAAUGGAAAUGUUUUUAUUAAAGUAAGGUUCUCAUUUAGCAGACAUUGCAACAAGUAUCUUCUGUGAAGUUUAACUGUGUCUUACCAAGCAGGGCAGACACCAGCCAGGAAAAAAAAAAAAAAACACAUUGUGGGAUUAACACUCCAUCAGGGGUACAUGACAUGGCAUUGGGAUUGGGACAUCUGAUUUCAAGUACUAAAAACUGCAGACCAGUGAAGAGGAAAAGAAUUUUGUCAUUAAAUAACAAACCAAAAAGGAAAGUCAAAUGGUGCUUUGUGUCUUUGCCUUCGUUCUCCAUGACUGGUCUCUCCCCACAAUGUAUAUACCGUAGCAUUUGUCUACCUGCUGUCUUAUCUUCAGGACAAAUGUUCAGGAAUUAUGUUGAUUCAAUUUAGACUCUAUGCAUACUUGUAUGGAAAUGAUGUUCAGAAUCAAUGAGGAAACUUUAGGCAAAAUUUGAAAUCCCAGAUGGAAACGAGCCAUAAGACAAGUGUAAGAUUCCCCCAAAGCCUUCUACACAGUGGGGCCUCUUUGGGAAGGUGCAGAGUGCGCCUCCUUGUGAAUCUCCUCUGCUGAGCACAAAGGCCUUUUCCACACAAUCCUUUUCCACAGUGUGCUUACACAAGCGCUUGAAAUAAUAUAGGGCAUCAGACCAUAAGAAGGCUAGAUGCGGAUGCUGGAAUUGAUUGUUGGCUGAUAGUUCACUCCGCUGCAUUAGAAAUGAGGAACCAAAGGAAGCACAGUCAGGAAAAUGGCCCCUCGGCCUAGAUCAGCACCCAUGGGAGAAGAUCCAGGGUGCCCAUGGGGACAGCCUCACAGAAGCUUCCCUGGACCGGUAACAGUGAAGAAGAGAGGUGUGGCUGCAGACCAGCACAUCGAUGCUUACAACCUCCUGCAUAGGACUUGUCCAAGGUGUAGGGGUGCUCACCAUCAGUGAACUCUGGGGAAGUAGGAAACUCUAUGACACCGGUAUCUAGUUAAUGUUUCUCUCACCUUUUUUUCUAAUCUGGAAAUGUUCAUAGAUGUUAUUUCAGCACCAUAAGUUAUGACAGUUUAUUCAUAGAAUUAGUUGGAAUCCAAAGACUAUUAAUUCUAUUUUGCAAAAAUAUUACAGUAUUUAAAAAAAAUACAAACAGGUACUGAGUUCUCAUUUCAAAGAUUACCGUGAACUGAAUUUUUUAAGCUGGUGAAUAGAAGCAACGCAAUCAUUUUUGCCUUAGUUAGGAGGAAGGCAUCAAAUGUGCAUCUCAUGCCACUUACCUGCUAGCCAUCUUUUGCCAAGUUUAGAAUUCUUAUGGGUUUCAAGUUCUAUAUAGAAAGGAAUGUUAUGUUUGAUUUUUUCUCUUGUUAAAAAAAUAACUCCUUUAUUCUAAGAACAAUGUCUUAAGGUCUCAUUUUUUUUUUAUUUUACAGCUAAAGAGACUUAAAAAGAGACUUACAGGAUAUAAAAUAAUUCCUGGAAAUGAUAUUUGAUGAGGAGAAAAGGAGAACGAAAAAGAAUUAGAAGCAGAUUGAUGUUUCAAUUUUGUAAAAAAAAAAAAAAAAA
Messenger RNA from Ailuropoda melanoleuca (giant panda), 4595 nucleotides. RefSeq names its product receptor tyrosine kinase like orphan receptor 1 (gene ROR1). Gene Ontology annotation, biological process: positive regulation of canonical NF-kappaB signal transduction; cell surface receptor protein tyrosine kinase signaling pathway; protein phosphorylation. Gene Ontology annotation, molecular function: protein kinase activity; ATP binding; Wnt-protein binding. The transcript is spliced from 10 exons. Gene Ontology annotation, cellular component: signaling receptor complex; plasma membrane. Lineage: Eukaryota; Metazoa; Chordata; Mammalia; Carnivora; Ursidae. The coding region runs from base 1 to 2988 and encodes 995 amino acids. The record is from RefSeq and is a predicted model, not a curated record.